UCUUCCGGUGAUGCUGUUGGUAUUUUUUCUCCUCACCAGUUACGGUUCCGUAAUGACGACGGAGAUAACGACUAAUUUCAAAGAUAAAUCGGCGACUUCCGUUGGGCGUGCCAUCUACAGCUACGAAGAUUGGUACAAUGAGUUCGGGUUUCCGCAGCAAUUUUUCUGGGGUCGCUGGGUGAUGUUCAAGGUGGCACUGUUUUUUAUGCUAGCUUUUUUGAAAAUUUUCCUGCUGCUCGGAAUUUGGACCCCGAAAAAGGACGAACUGGAGGAACUUCCAACCCUGUAUCAGUACGACGGCCAACAUUAUGGGUAUUCCUCAUGGCAACCUUACGGUUAAAAGAUAUGUUUUCUGUAAC
Messenger RNA from Uranotaenia lowii, 359 nucleotides. RefSeq lists its product as uncharacterized. Bases 11 to 340 code for a protein of 109 amino acids. The record is from RefSeq and is a predicted model, not a curated record. The transcript is spliced from 2 exons. NCBI's taxonomy places the organism in Eukaryota, Metazoa, Arthropoda, Insecta, Diptera, Culicidae.